Monascus purpureus is the source of this 2633-nucleotide messenger RNA. NCBI's taxonomy places the organism in Eukaryota, Fungi, Ascomycota, Eurotiomycetes, Eurotiales, Aspergillaceae. The record is from the annotation of a GenBank genome assembly.
CCAGGAGCUAUGCCGCACAACACAGACAUGGAGAACACAAGAGUGUUCAUUUCUGGCCUCCCGCCGUCUUUCACUAACGAGCAACUCAGACAGCAUUUCUCAAGCCGCUUCUCAGUUACAGACGCUCAUGUGCUCCCCAAACGCAGGAUCGGCUUCGUGGGCUUUAAAAACCCCGACCUUGCCAAACAAGCCAUCAACUACUUCAAUAGGACCUAUAUCCGAAUGUCCAAAAUUACUGUGGACAUUGCUCGUCCAGUGGUUUUGGAACUGACCAGAAUGACCAUAGGUCGAUUUUAAGCCUACUAAGGGUAUCCAUCCAACUGCAAAACGGGACAAGUCCGAUCAGAGCAAUGCAUCUGCAGAGAAUACACUUAAGCGCAAACGCGAUGCGGAAAAUGCUCCGCAGGAUCCUCAGCUUCAGGAAUAUCUUUCUCUCAUGACACAUUCAUCUAAGUCCAAAACGUGGGCAAAUGAUGACCAAAUGGUUAAUCCCGUGCCGGAUUCAAUCCACAGCCGUGAAGAGCUCGUAGACGCAGGUCAUUCUACUGACGAGCCUUCGUCCUCGCAGAGGAAAAAGGCCAAGGUCGACGAGCCUAAUGAGACCUCUCAAGUUCCGAAGAUUGCCAGUAGUGCUCUAAAACCGGGGCAUGAAACCCUCCCUGUGGCGACAGUCGCUGGAGAAAGUGAAUGUCCAAUUGAAGAUGCAAUGGAGCAGAAGGAACAGGAUGCUCCUGCUGCGCCGGAAGCUGAUGUUGGCCCUGUAUCUGACGCUGACUGGCUACGCUCAAAAACGAGCCGUCUGCUUGGUCUUCUUGAUGAAGACGAACAGGAAGAAUACAAUGCCACGUCACAGCACAAGGCUGCUGCUCCCACGGAAACCGGUACUGGUGCGGAUAUCGACUCACGCGUCAGCGAAGUCCAAAAUAUCGUUUCGCAGGAUGACGAUGCCGGAGUAGCAGCAGAGACUCCUGAGACUGACACUAAUGUUGACCUCAUCCGCGCCUCUGCUCGCUUGUUUGUGCGGAAUCUGCCUUACAAUACAGCAGAAGUGGAUCUUGAACCUAUCUUCACGCCCUUUGGAAAAAUUGAAGAGAUUCACAUUGCCUUUGACACUCGACACACGACAAGCAAAGGCUUUGCCUAUGUCCAAUAUGUUGAUGCAAAUUCAGCUGUUAAUGCUUAUAAAGAGAUUGAUGGAUUGAACUUCCAGGGUCGUCUCUUACAUAUUCUUCCUGCCUCCGCGAAGAAGACGUAUAAAAUCGAUGAAUAUGAGUUAUCCAAAUUACCAUUGAAAAAACAAAAACAGAUCAAGCGAAGAUUGGAAUCUACGUCGUCCACCUUUAAUUGGAACUCUCUUUAUAUGAACACCGAUGCCGUGAUGUCCUCAGUAGCGGAGAGGCUGGGGGUAUCAAAAGCUGAGCUUUUGGACCCUACAUCAUCAGAUGCUGCAGUUAAGCAGGCGCAUGCAGAGACGCACGUUAUCCAAGAGACAAAGGCUUACUUUGCUUCGAAUGGCGUGAAUCUUGACUCCUUCAAGCAACGGGAACGUGGGAACACGGCAAUCUUAGUAAAGAAUUUCUCAUUCGGCGUCAAAGCCAGCGAUCUCAGGAACAUGUUUGAGCCAUAUGGUCAGAUCACUAAAUUACUAAUGCCACCUAGUGGUACCAUAGCCAUUGUUGAAUUCGCGAGACCCGAUGAGGCACAAAAGGCUUUCAAAAGCCUUGCGUAUCGAAAGCUAGGAGACUCUAUCCUUUUCCUAGAAAAGGCACCAAAGGACUUAUUUGAUCCAGCCGCAGCAGCGAAACAGAACGCCCCUGAGUCUAAGCCUGUAUCUCAAGGAUUUUCGACCACAGACACUUUUGCGGCCGAUGAACCUGAGGAGGACUUGCUAACCUCGACUCUGUUUGUAAAGAAUCUUUCCUUCUCGACAACCACUGAGAGGUUGAUCGAAACUUUUCGGCCGCUGGACGGCUUUUUGUCAGCUAAGAUCAAAACGAAACCUGACCCCAAGCGGCCGGGUCAGACCCUUAGUAUGGGCUUUGGUUUCGUUGAAUUUAAGACCAAGGCACAGGCUCAGGCCGCUCUUGCUGCGAUGAAUGGCUACAACCUUGACCAGCACGAAUUGGUCAUCAAAGCAUCUAACAAGGCCAUGGAUGCGGCUGAGGAACGGAGAAAGGAAGACACUGCGAAGAAGAUUGCCGCUAGAAGAACCAAGAUCAUCAUCAAGAACUUGCCAUUCCAAGCAACAAAGAAGGACAUCAGGUCACUCUUCGGUUCUUAUGGACAGCUUCGCUCUGUGCGCGUUCCGAAGAAAUUCGACCGGACUGCUCGUGGAUUUGCGUUUGCUGACUUCGUAAGUGCGCGCGAGGCAGAAAACGCCAUGGAUGCUCUGAAGAACACGCACUUCUUGGGCAGAAAAUUGGUCUUGGAAUUCGCAAACGCAGAAGCGAUCGAUCCUGAGGAGGAGAUCGAGAAGCUGGAAAAGAAAGUAGGACAGCAGCUGGACAGGGUCAAACUUCAAAAACUCACUGGAACGGGCCGGAAGAAAUUCACCAUGGGGGCUCAGGAUGACGAAGAGGCCUGAUUCUGUCUGUUGAUAGUUACGAUAUACCCAAUUUUAUUUUAUUCCUUCC